AUGCUGCCAUACAGAUCUUCUGAGGUCAAACAAGUGAGGCAAAGCGCGGGGAGCAAUCCACGAGGAUUGACGCCUUUAUACUCCCCUGCAGAGCCUCAAGUCGAUUUUGUGUUCGUCCAUGGUCUAAGAGGCGGCUCAGUCAAAACAUGGUGCAAAAACGAGAACUUAAGAUUGUUCUGGCCAAAGGAAUGGAUCGCCGCUGACGUCGACUUGAAAGACCGAGUGCGGACGUCUUCAUUUGGUUACGCAAACGACUGGAUGACCUCCAAAGCGAGCCAACUCACUUUGCAUGACUUUGGACGAGACCUCCUUCAUCAACUUGAGAACUCACCAUAUCUGAGGAGAGAACAGCAGACCCCCAUCGUCCUUAUCGGCCAUUCUAUGGGUGGAUUGGUCAUCAAAAAGGCUUACCUGCUGGCGCAUCAUCAAGGAAAGUCGAUCGUAAACCGCAUCAAAUGCAUCGUUUUUCUGGCAACACCUCAUCGAGGGUCUAUCGCGGCAGAGCGGCUCAACGGGUUUCUUGACCUUGUGGGUUGCGAGAAAGGUUACGUUGAAGACCUCUGUCGAAAUUCCAGUUCUUUGCAGGCGAUCAAUGACGAUUUCAGAAGUGUAGCUCACCCGGGCAAGCUGCGCUUGUGGAGCUUCUAUGAGACUCGAGGGAUGAUCAGGUCGCAUUUGAUCGUAAAGCAAGAUUCGGCGGUCCUCGGCUACGACGGCGAAGAAGUCAAUAUGAUUUUUGCAGACCACCGGGAGAUCUGCAAAUUCGACAGUCCACAAGAUGAGAAUUACCUAACCCUUCGAAACACAUUCCUGACGAUAACGGACAGUUUGACAUCAGGAUCCUGGCAGGACGCGUUGCAAUACAAGGCAGGACAGAUGGAGUCCAUUGCAACAUAUCUGAACAUCGGCCAUCCACCGCAAUCUGACCUCGACCAGCACCGAGACAAACAAGCAGAGGAGUCUUGCACAUGGUUAGAGGCUCGGCGUGUAUUCGAAAUUUGGAGGGAUGGUACACGAGAGAGUCCUCCUGUGGCAGAAGGAUCGUCUCGCUCGCAUACAGUGCAGAACCGGCGGGUAACGUCCAUGAACGGUCGUUGCAGUAUAUUUUGGUUAAGUGGGAAAGCUGGAGCAGGAAAAUCUGUGUGCGCCGCCCACGUUAUCACACAUCUGCAGUCUCAAAAGCGCGAUUGUUCAUACCAUUUCUUUCGGACAGGCGAGAGAGCAAACACUGGGAUCAGCCCGAUGUUGCUUUCAUUGGCCUUUCAAAUGGCUGAAAUUGCUCCAAACAUAAGGGAGGCGCUUAUAACGAUGCAGGAGUCGAGGGAUACCUUCGACGAGGACGAUGAUGGUGCCGUUUGGAGAAAGUUUUUCGUCAAUCUCAUACUGAAGUCCGAGAUCCGGCGGCCUCAAUAUUGGGUUAUUGAUGGAGUAGACGAAUGCGCGGAGGUGGAGAAGUUGUUCCUGAAGCUUGAUACGAUUGACUGCUUGUUUGAUCUCCGGAUCUUUAUGACUGGCCGUCAAACCCCAAUACUCGAAGCUCUCUUCAAACGGUUGAACAGCAGUAUCCACAAAACUAUGGAUUCGAUCCAGUCAGUCAAUACGCAGUCCGACAUGAGGCUUUAUCUCAACUCUCGCCUCGAUUAUUUCCCGGUGGAUGAUCACGCCAAGCGGAAUGCUCUGGUUGAGAGAUUACUGGCAAAAGCCAAUGACUCCUUUCUGUGGCUGACUUUGGUCACCCCAGAGCUUGAAGUGGUCUAUUCGGAAACCUCCAUAGCCCAGAUCUUCGAAGAGGUUCCUCUCGGGAUGUCGGCCUUUUACGAAAGAUCCGUUCAAUCUCUGCUCCGGUCGAAGCGACAGGGCGAACGUGAGGUUGCAAAAGCAGUUCUGAUUUGGUCAACAUGCGCCAUGCGGCCUCUCAAGUUGGAAGAACUCAUGGUUGCCUUGAAUGAGUAUGAGGGGUGCAGAGUUCCAAAUCUGAGAGCGGUCAUUGAAGGUCCUUGCAACGGUUUGCUUUUUAUUGACAAUGACGGCCGUGUGCAACUAGUGCACGCAACGGCACGUGAGUAUCUCCUUGAGGUUUUGGAAUCCUUGUUCGAAGUCACGCACCGCGCUGGGCACGAGCGACUCGCAAUAACGUGUCUCGAAUGCCUUGGAAAGGAGAUGUCGGCGUCUCGCGGCCGAUAUCUCGGAGGCAGUGAAUAUCGACGGCUGCGAAGUCGAAGCGUGUUUGCCAACUACGCCAGCAGUGCAUUCUCGGAGCAUUUUGCUGCUUCUCCAUCGACGUCAGACCGGUUGCUCAAGGACGUGUCCAACUUUUUAUCCACCAAAGCCUUGACCUGGAUUGAACAUAUUGCCAUGGAGCAACCUUCGCUAUAUCCCCUGAUGCGAGCAGCCAAGAACUUCAAGGGCUUCCUCAAGAGUCGAGGAGAACGUAAGACGCAGCUUUGCGAGUAUUCCAAAACUCUAGACGAUUGGGCCACGGAUAUAAUGAGAGUGGUCACCAAAUUCGGUCAUAACCUGCGGAGUCAUCCAAGCUCCAUCCAUUCUCUAAUACCAUCCAUAGCACCUAAACAAUCGCGUCUCUUCCAAACUGUCCAAAGGGGUCCUAAAUGGCUCGAAUGUGUCGGCUCGGCUUCUGAGACUUGGGAUGAUUGCAUUUCUACCAUCGAAUAUAGAGACAGCUGGGCCAUUUCCCUAACGACUGGCGCGAACGUUUUUGCGAUCGGUAUGAAGAGUGGUGUGGUCACUGUGUACGACCAGUCCACUUGUCAAGAGCGAUUGUCGGUGCAGCAUAAGAACUGGGAAGAGUCUACCCCAAGUGUGCCGGGUGUGACGGCAAAGCCACCCACGGCAGUGAGACUGUUGGCCUUUGCUUCCUCUGACACGAGGUUCGCUUCUGCCAGCUCUCGUUCUAUUUGUGUCUGGUCAAUGGGUGGUGAGCUGCUGAACAUCUUACCUUUACAGAUACCAUGCGUCUCACUGAAAUUUUCGGUAGACCAGAAAGAGCUCCUUGGCGUGACAACGUCGAGCCAAAUUGUUCGUUGGAGGUCUUCAGAAGAGGCAGAUGUGCCCGAUGUUCUUGGACAUUGUCGCAGACCUCUGACUGCUCGAAAUACAGAGCAUCAAGAACUCGCAUUACGUCAUCAAGCACCUUUGGCGGCUGCCAUCUCCCCUGACCAGUCAAUGGUCGCAUUGUUGUACCGAGGGAGGCCAAUAUAUCUAUGCAGCCUCGAGGACAAUACUGUUCUCGGCCUUUGCGGCAGAGACGUAGGGUCAAAAGCGCGGAAUAUUUCGGUGCAGACAGCGCUGUUCAAUCCCAAUCCAGAACUGAAUCUCCUGGCCGUGACAUACCAAGACGGAGAGCUUGCGAUUUACGACGCUUGGGCGCAGAAAGAGCUAGUGAGAGUUGAGGGCGAUGCAUAUUCACUUGCUGCAACGCCCGAUGGCCGGACUCUAGGGUCUGGAAACUACCGUGGCACGAUCCAUGUGUGGGAGUUCGACACUCUUUGCUUGCUAUAUUCGAUAAAAAGUGGCCUGGAUGAUGUUAGAGAAUUGGCUUUCACUGGAGAUGGGCUUCUUAUUGUCGAUAUCCGUUGUUCGAGAACAAAAGUCUGGGAGCCAAGCGCCCUUGUACGCCAACCGACAAAAGCUGACGCCAGUACGGGCAGCGUCGGGGCCCUAGGCGCUCCUGUGGUUGGCACCAACGGCGAUAUUAUCUCAAUCACGACCAUGUGCCCUGACGAGGCAGGAGAUCUCAUUUUUGCCGGGCGCGAUGAUGGAUCCGUUGUGGCAUAUGAGGUCAGCACCGGGCUGUUCCAUUCCGAGAUCCACUCCCAUGGGCAUGGACAUUUCAUCUCUAGAAUCGCCUUUCAAAACGGUCUGAUUGCAAGUGCUGAUGGAGGAGGUAGCGUCAUAGUUCGAAGACUCACUGAUGUCUGCGGUCAGACUGAGCAGAAUAGAGGCGAGGUCGUGUUACAACGCAAUAUGGUUGGACCGCUGCGGCAACUGCUUUUCAGUCAUGGUGGGCGCUACCUCUUGGGAGCAACCGAAAACCAGCACGUUAUCUGGAAUCUGCAGGCUCGCCAGAAAUGCCUGAAAGGCUCAACUCGAGGGGGACACUGGGUCAGAUUAGGACCCAACUUAGGGGUACUGAAUACCGACCAUUCGCUUCAGCUGCAUGACUGGGAUACCAUGCAGCAUGUGGUUACUCUUCCACUGGAUAUGCCGCCUAGUUUCGAUGCGUCUAUUGCGGCGAACCUUAUUCCACAGAUCCUAGCACAGGAUUCCGAACCAAAUGUCGUUGCUUGUGCUUUCAGUCAACGUGGCUCGUCUAAGAUCCGUGUGCUGGGCUGGGCGGUUUCGUCCAUCAAUUCAGAAGCUGUUAAGUCUCAAAAUCCACGCUCCUUCUCACUGGAACUUCCAGCUCGGGAUAUCAAAGAGAUUGUUGGUCUUUGCUCGGACCUAAUCAUCUUCCUCGACCGUGAUCUGUGGAUAUGCUCUGUAAAGCUGCAGGAUCCAAAGAAGGAGGUUCUGCCCAAGAUUGAACGACAUUUCUUCAUUCCGCCGGAGUUCCUGAGUGGCAGUAGCGCUCUUAGACCAAUGAUUACAGCACAACACCAUGUUAUUUUCGCCAAAGAGACCGAGUUGGCGAUCGUCAAAGGUGGGUUGAGUUGGGGCCAUACUUCAUAUACAAGAGAUGGGUAA
Molecule: messenger RNA, 4704 nt
Organism: Cladophialophora psammophila CBS 110553
Lineage: Eukaryota; Fungi; Ascomycota; Eurotiomycetes; Chaetothyriales; Herpotrichiellaceae
Exons: 1
Coding region: 1-4704 (1567 amino acids)
Molecular function (GO): hydrolase activity, acting on ester bonds; protein binding
Source: RefSeq, a predicted model, not a curated record